UCUUACUGAACGGCGGCGGUGAGGGGCGCGCAGGCAAGCGGAGCCGCGGAGAACGAGCGAGCGGGGUGUUUGUUCUCUGUCUGAGUCAAAAAGUGAGGCGAACUGUGCGUCUUAGAUUCGUUUUUCGUAAAAGAGUGGAUGCUCGACGUCGCGGAGGAGCUGUAUCUGGGAAUAAACGCGAGCUGUUUUCGUCGCCUGAAGCGCGCGAACACACAUUCAAACGCGCCCGCCGGUUUGACGUCUGUCAACAACAACGGAGCAGCAGUAGCGGGGCUGAGCUGAGCCGAGCAGAGGAGAGGAGAGCUAGGUUAGCCGCCAGCGGAGAAGAAGAGCCCGGUGCGGCGCUUUGCUCGCUCUCAAACCGAGCCCCCUUUCUGUCGGGUAUCCGCGCGCCGGUCUGCCUCGGCCUGCUCCUCGGCUAACUUAGCUAGCUAGCUCACUGGCUAACACAGCAUGGCGGAGUUCCUUGAAGACCCGUCGGUGCUCACCAAGGAGAAGCUGAAAAGUCAGCUGCUAGCCAACGAUGUGCCUCUUCCCAGCGGAGAGCACAAGAAAGACGUCUACGUCCAGCUGUACCUGAAGAACCUGACCGUACUGAACAAGAGGAGGAACCCUCCAGCUGACACCUUCUCCAGCGAUGAGGAGAUAACGCCGGUGCUGUCCAACAGGAGCCGGUCAGGAAAGAAAGCUACAAGGAAGACAGAUAAAGUUCAAAAAGAGGAGUUGGAUCUUUCCAGUCUGACUGAUGAAGACUUGAAGGUUCAGCUUUUAAAGUAUGGAAUCAAUCCAGGUCCCAUCGUUGUUUCGACUCGUAAACUGUAUGAGAAGAGACUUCAAAAGUUGUUAGAUCAGCCUCCAUCGGAGACCAGGCCACCAGAACCCGAGACUGCAGUUCCAGAGACAGUCACCUUGAAGGCUGAUGGAAAUCAGAAUGGCAACACGCACUCAGUGGAGGAUCAGUACAGUGACAAAGAAGAAGAUAUUGUUGAAGCAGAACCAGAACCAGAGCCAGUUCCCAUUGCGAGCAAACCAGUAAGAAGCAGAGGGAAAACACCUGUUACCACCAGGACAAGCAGCAGGCAGCGCAGCAAGCAGGUGGAGGAGACAACGGCAGCUAAUAUGCAAGCAGAUUCUGUGGACAGUCGUGAUAUUUUAAGGGAAUUGUUCCCCAAUGAGCCUUCUACACCAACAGGCAUUAUUGCUACUUGUCGGAGGCCGAUCCACGGGGCAGCUGGACGUCCAGUGAGGCCGCUAGAUCUCUGGCCAGAGGAGUCCCUCUUGCAACAGAGUGUGUACACAACCACCAAAUCGUCCCUCACGGACAGUCGCCGUGUUCUGUCAUCUAGCCCUCCUCCAGCUCGUCGCUCCUUCUCCAUCUGGCUAAAACUGCUGGUGUUCCUCACGAUGGUCGGCUCUCUUUUCUACAUCUUUCAGAAUGUGACCGCGGAGCAGAUCGACUCCUACAGGCUCUUCCUUCAGGACAAUGUGGUCAAUCCACUCCUCAGUGCUAUUGGUGGUGUUGGUCAGGAAGAGAAUGGUGGUGAUAAAUAAGAGCCCCUCUGUCAGUGUGGCUCUACAGUGUGUGCAUGAGCUGUCUCUACAAGGAGACUUUAUUCUCAGCUCCAUCUGUUUGGUUGGAAGGUCAACAUGUUGACAGAUUUUGGUUGUUAUUGCAGUCCAACUUCGCAAUUGUGUCAGGAAAAACUUGUUUUACGUAGUCUUCAAACUUUGUGUGAAUUGUGUUUUCAUCCUGCUUUUUUAUUUUUGCCGUUUUGUAGCAGAUAAUGUGAGUGAAUGAGAAAUAGUAUUUGUAUAGCCUUGUAUCAUGGUGGAACAGUUGCCAGUAUGUCUGUAGCACUUCAAGGACUACCACCCCAUUUGCUUUGAAUAUCAACAAACUGGUUUCCAAAAAGGGUUAGUAAGUGUUAAACACAGCUGUAGCAUCAGCCUAAUGGGAGUUUAACAUACUGGUGCAUGCUGAAAAGUGAUAUUUUGUUUCUUUUGCAUUGGACUUUAGUGAAAAUUACUGUAUGUACAAAAAAUGAAACCUUUGCUGUUUUAGUUUAUUUUAAUCUGACAUUAUCAGGACAGGAAAAGUAUGUUUUGUUUGGAAAUACUGUCUCUACUUAAGCAGUUAGCUUCCAUCUAAGUGUAUUGUAGCAUUGAAACGUGCCCAGACUACUAGAAUACCAGGUCAGUUAUGCAGUUUGCUUUUAGUGCCACAUGUACUGGUCUUUAACAGAGCUUUGCCCACAGCUCUGCACUCUCAGGCAAUAGAUGGCAUUGCAAUGCCAGUGAAGUUUAACUGGUUCAUUUUGUGGUAGAUGAUGGCUCAUUUAGUGUUUAUGUAAUCUAGUUGUCAUGUGAUGUGAAAGUAUAGCUUUUAAAAUGCUCAACUCUGUCAUGACACUUUUGCAAAAUCAAAACCACCCUGCUUUUGGUUUAUUUUUCUCCCCUUGUCGAACACUUGAGUAUCUGGCCAAAAUAUUAAUUAAUUUUCUGUAAUUUAAACAUUUUAAAGGUGGAUAUAUUUGCCAAUCAUGAAAUGACUAAUUCCCUUUCUUUAAGAGGAAUACAUUUGUGAUGAUUAUUCUGAAGUCUGCUUUUUUUUUGUAUUUUACUAUUUGGAAUUGAAAUGUUUUUGCUUUUUUAACUGCAAUAUUUUUCUAAUAUUUUCUCUUCUAAAAUUAACUUUUUAAGGACAAAUAAAGAGCAUUCAUUUGAGAAGUGUACAUCGAAGUGCUGCGAUCACCAUUUGUUUCUACCUGCUUUGUAAAAGGCAAAAAAAUGGUUUUAACAAAAUUUGCACUUCGUCUGAGGGCAGCUAACAGUGAAUUGGUUUAAGAAAAAUUGGAACUUUUCUUUCUGAAUGAAUUGAGUGUUUUAUCAUUGGUGAAAUAAAAAAUGAAAGUCGGCUCAA
Messenger RNA from Pygocentrus nattereri (red-bellied piranha), 2920 nucleotides. It is a transcript of the gene tmpob, whose product is annotated as thymopoietin b. The transcript is spliced from 6 exons. The record is from RefSeq and is a predicted model, not a curated record. Gene Ontology annotation, molecular function: DNA binding. NCBI's taxonomy places the organism in Eukaryota, Metazoa, Chordata, Actinopteri, Characiformes, Serrasalmidae. Bases 454 to 1551 code for a protein of 365 amino acids.